CAUGUGUCGUGGUCGUCGCUGCAGUGUUGAUCUGCCUCUACUGCCGUCGACGAAGACGCAGAAAAGCAGCACUGGCACGAGCUUCAUUGGGCAAUAAUCUCAAUACUAUGCACCCUGGUCCAUCACUAGCUGGCCGCAGGGGAAGAGCGCAAGGCUCAGGCUUUGCGCCAGUCUCCCAGAUGAAUGAUGACGAAGCUUUCAACGCCGCUCCUUCGCCUAGACACUCGUUGCAGUACGACGGAGCUUACGAUCCGUACAAUUCCACCAAUUCGACUGCUCUGCGAACUGGAGGUGCACCAUACUCAAAUCCAUACGGGGCAGGCGCGGCUGCAGGCGCGAAGUACGAUGAAAGCUCAGAAGUCCUUGCGACGCCAACUUCCACCAAAAAUGCACCUUUUAGUGGACGACCGGGUGGAGCUGCCGCUGGAUCGGCUGGCGUGGGAAGCGCAGCAGGAGCAAAUGCUUACAACAGGCCGAACAGGGCUCAACAGAGUUCCGCUGCUGGCCCAGGGCACAUGUAUAGCGGCCAUCAGCCCACUGCUAGCUAUGGAUCCGGCUUCUCCGACGCAUCUUACUCUGCGCCUCCGAGGAGAGAGGAGAGAAGCUUUUACUAUGGCGGCGUGGGUGCUAUGGAGCCCGCGUCUGACUACCUGCCGCAAGCGCAAGGCGCUCACAAUCCCUAUACCGCCAACAUGCCACCAACAUCCUCAACUCACCAUCAGGCACAACCGUGGACAGCAUACGCGUCAGACGCAACGGUUCCGGAAGAUGCUCCACCAUCGCACGACUUUGGAGCGGCAAGAUAUGCUGCGGAAAAGCAAGCCCACAUGGCUGCGCACACACCCAGCGCUAAUUUCAGCAACACCCAGUCGCAUCCCAAUCCGUACAGCAGCGAAGGAGGUGCGGGUCCAUCUGCUUCCGCCGGACAUCCAGCAGCGACGCACACGUCCGCUUCGAGUUCGACUUCUUAUCCGCCUCCACAGACAUCAUCUGCCGCAGAACCUCCUUCGUACGACGCCUUGUCCAUCGCUGAGAGGUCUGAGAGCAGCAGCAGACCGCAAAGUGAAGUCAUGGCUGCUGGACCUAGCAGAGUGGACAGAGCAUCCGGAUCCUUCCCCAGCAGCAGCAGCGCAAACGACAGUCAGAAGAAGUGGACAAGCGGAGAUUUCAAGGAUGGCGGCGCCGCGUAAGGCCUCCGUGCGCCCAUUGGCUACGCGCACUCUACGGCCAGCAUUCAUCUUGUUCUGCCUUGAAGACUGCUUGGUCGCAUGGCCUGUGCGUUCGCUGCGCCCCGCCUGUAUUUGCUCCAUCUUCUUGUACGCCUCUAUCUCACAUCACACACCAAGGACAAUUUGCAAUGUCGAUCGUCGAUCUUCAGCAGUGAUGCCCAAUUUAUUGUCCUUUGCUCAUGUGCUUGAGCAAGCAGGAUGCGCUGCCAUUAGAGAGGAGCACCACCGCGAGCCUGCUCACACUUGGGACAAAAAGGUCUGCACAUUGUUACGUGACGAGAAGAGGGCGUGCCGCGAGACGAUCUGAGUUAGAUGAGAUUUUGUGGGGGCGGGCGUGUGUAAACAUGUUGCGAACAUCCGUGUGACUAGACAUCGUUGCGAGAGGUGUAGACGUGUUAAGAGUGGUGGUGAUGAAGAGAUCGAAGUUGAAAGCCGGGCCAAGCAGGGUCGCACCUGCAUGGCCAAAGCUGGACAAGAAGAAGAAGAAAGAAAAAUUGCGUCCGAGGUCCCCUUUCUCGCCUGGCAAAUGCCAUCGAGGCCAUCAAAAUCGAUCGGAAGACAUAUCUGCAAACG
Messenger RNA from Ceraceosorus guamensis, 1802 nucleotides. RefSeq lists its product as hypothetical. The transcript is spliced from 2 exons. The coding region runs from base 184 to 1536 and encodes 450 amino acids. The record is from RefSeq and is a predicted model, not a curated record. NCBI's taxonomy places the organism in Eukaryota, Fungi, Basidiomycota, Exobasidiomycetes, Ceraceosorales, Ceraceosoraceae.